Molecule: messenger RNA, 1795 nt
Organism: Suillus bovinus
Lineage: Eukaryota; Fungi; Basidiomycota; Agaricomycetes; Boletales; Suillaceae
Product: glycosyl hydrolase catalytic core-domain-containing protein
Exons: 6
Coding region: 316-1434 (372 amino acids)
Biological process (GO): fungal-type cell wall polysaccharide metabolic process
Cellular component (GO): fungal-type cell wall
Source: RefSeq, a predicted model, not a curated record
CCUCAUCGUUGAACACGACGAGCUACUCGGUAAAUGUAGACGGUGAUCACUCACAAUAAAAUGAAUGUCAUGGCGAUUGGAAGCGGCCGUGCGAUUGCUUACAUAAUUCAGUCGAUAAAAUUUGUGGUCUUUUCUGGUUUCUUUACCUUCCCUUGUUCAUUCAUUCAACGCCCUGAGCUUUACGGCUCAAGCCCACUCAUUUAAAACCACACUCUCUCAAUUUCCGUGUCCAUACCCUUAUAUAUAAACUAUCCGUCUUAAAGACGAUACCCUCAGUCUGCAUCUCAGACAACCAUAACAACCCAAAAAAAUAAAAUGGCUGCUCUCAAAUUAUUCAAUCUUGUUGCAUUGGCUUCAAUCGUUCUUCUGGCAUUCGAGUCUGGUCCUACGUCUGUCAGCGCCUUGACUACAGAUCGUGCUCACGUCGCUCGCUAUGCUCGUGCUCACGAGGCAGUAGCAGUAAAUCGGAAGCGCGACCCUACAUCUAGCCCUGGUCAAUGCAAGCCUAGGCCAACAAAUUCUGCCACCUCUGCGUCAGCUUACGGUGACAGCACUCCCGCUCCCUCUUCGUACUCGUUCUCGUCAUCUAUGGAUUACACACCGGCACCCUCGAGCUCAAGUUCUGGUAGCUACGUCCCCGCGGCAUCCACCCCCACUAGUACCACUCCCACUAGUACUCCCACUCCCGCUGUUACCCCCGCGACCACUUCAUCAAGUGGCAAGAAGUGGGGUUUGGGCUGGCCUAAUGGUGACGCUGACUACCUAUCCACCUUCGCCGCUCGUCCCAAUGUUGGCUUCUUGUAUACUUGGAGUCCUUACUUGCCCACUAACAUCUACGGCCUCAAAGGGAUUCCCAUGUUAUGGGGUUACGAUCAGGUUUCUGACUUUCAAAGCUUGGUUGUCGCUGGUUACGCCAACUACGUUCUUGGGAUGAAUGAGCCCAACGAACCCAGUCAGUCCAACAUGAGCCCCUCGGAUGGUGCUGCGCUCUGGAAGCAAUAUAUCGACCCGCUGAAAGCCUCAGGCUACUACCUUGUGUCCCCUGCUUGCACCAAUGAUCAGGCUGGUCUUGACUGGAUGACUAGCUUCUUCCAAGCCUGCUCUGGUUGCCAAGUUGACGCUGUCGCCUUCCACUUCUACGGGACUAAUGCUCAAGAUUUCAUCAGCUAUGCCACCCAGCUGCACAACACCUACAACUUGCCCAUCUGGGUUACCGAGUUUGCUGACCAGAGCUUUAGUGGUGGUGCACAGGCUUCCCAGGAUGAAGUUUAUGCUUUUGCUAGCACUGUCGCUAACUUUGUCGACAGCACGUCCUGGUUUGAAGCUGCCUUCCCCUUCGGCCUUAUGAGCGACCUUCAAGGUGUCAACACCGCCAACUCUCUCCUCUCCAGCGAUGACACGCCCACAUCUCUAGCCUACAACUACUUUGGCUAAGGAAUUGUCAUGACUUAUGGAUAGCCCGCGGGGUUCAGGCUUGUUGUGGCUAUAUCUGCUUCGCUAUAUUCCCGAUGAUACCCUCAUUUUAUAUGCCAGUCGGAUUCACUUCAUUUCACUUAUCGUUCAUAUCAUCGUUACCCUUAUUUGGUCGCUAGCUUGAUGUAAUGUGCUGGUUUCGCAUGUCGCCUGGUUUGCGACGAAGCAUUUGUUGAACAAUGCGGACACUAAGUGUUUUUCUUGUAACGGGCUCAGGGAGCCUUUUAAAUUCUCACAUCAAUUUAGAAUGUUCCGUAAAAGGAAGUAGCGAUCUAUUUGAGUUUCACUUUCAUAGAAAAUAAUAAUAAUUUUGCUCGAUUUA